Penaeus monodon (black tiger shrimp) is the source of this 2996-nucleotide messenger RNA. Its product is annotated as integrator complex subunit 13-like. Gene Ontology annotation, biological process: centrosome localization; regulation of mitotic cell cycle. The record is from RefSeq and is a predicted model, not a curated record. The transcript is spliced from 9 exons. Lineage: Eukaryota; Metazoa; Arthropoda; Malacostraca; Decapoda; Penaeidae. Gene Ontology annotation, cellular component: integrator complex. The coding region runs from base 123 to 2996 and encodes 957 amino acids.
AACACUUUCAUUGUGACAAUUUCUCCUUAUUCUGCAUAUUAUUCAAGCAAAUAGGAUAUAUAUUUAUCUAAGAGUGGCAUAGAAAUUCUUUGUGACUGACAAGAAAGGAGUAGAACAUCAAAAUGACGUUCCCGGCGAGUCACAAGACAGUGUUUGUGUUGGAUCACACGCUGACUGCUUCGUCGGGAGUCAAGUUGGAAAUUGAUGGCUUUAGUAAAUCCAGGAGUGGAAACAGUAAUAGCCAACCACAAUCACAACCGAUGAACCUUAUACCUUUGUUGCCAGUUACCAAAUCUCUUUGGACGUGUGCUGUGGAAGCCAUUACGGAAUAUUGCAGAAUAGUGUGGGACAUCUUCCCAGGAUCUCGCCUUAUACGCUUUAUUGCAGUUGACAAAACUGUUCACAAGUUGUCCUCAUGGAACCUGGAAGACCAGUGCUUAACCAGCCUGAUGAAUGCAUUCAUGGCCCUUGGACCAGCCAAAAACAUUGGGGGCAACAAGCUGGAUUUGAUAAAAGGUAUUAAGGCAGCCAUUGAGGCUCUGACUAAACCUUCAGCAGUUCAGCAUGAAAAGAGAACUUCACUCACUGAGAAUGCUACCAAGGUGCUGAACAAAGGGAGAAUUAUUUUGGUGACCAAGUUGGAUAGUGAGGAAGAGGUAAAAAACAUCAAGGAAAAAUUUCAUGGAACCUUAUUGUACAUGAACAAGAAUGCUGCUGCCACAGAUAAUUUAAUGGCAAUCAAUCACUGUGACCUUGUCAUUCUCAACUUGUGGCCAGAGGGUCCACCAUGCCCUAUGCCGAUCAAAUCAUGGCCAGAUGUGUCUACUAUUGUGUCCUGUGAGUUCACAAACAUCCAGUGUGGGACUGCCUUAGCUCCAAAACUUUGCAAUCUGGUGCUGAAACACUAUGACUUAGCCUCAACCACAGUGACUGGUAUACCAAUGAAAGAGGAGCAAAAUGCAAGUUCAUCAGCAAACUACGAUGUUGAACUAUUCCAUCCAGCAGCUGCUCAUGCAGCAAUUUUAAAAGGAAUUCCAUCAGAAACUGCACAUCUUAAGACAUAUCGUGAAGGUACAGAUUAUGAGACAGUAACACUCAAGUGGUGUACUCCUCGCAGCAAUGCUAGCAUGGAAUUGCAGCACUGCUCAUCUGCCUAUAGGAUAACAUCUGUUGAUGUUAAUAGCAGACCUUCUUCUUGUCUAACAAAUUUCUUACUGAACGGACGAUGGGUUAUGUUGGAAAUGCCACGCAAGUCAGGAAGUAAAGUCAUAUCACACAUGCUGGCUUGCCAUGGAGGAGAUAUUUAUAUUCACACUAUGUACACUUCACGUAGUAUACUGGAAGAUCCACCGUCAAUCAGUGAGGGAUGUGGAGGCAGGGUUACUGACUACAGGAUUCCUGAUUUUGGAGAACUAAUUAAAGCAAAUAAAUUAGCCCCAUUUCCAGCACCCACAUCAGAAAGUGAAGAGAGCUUGACACCACUUGAGCGGAGCAAAGAACAACUUAACAGACACACUAAGUACUGGCCAAUAACAUUGUCUUCAACAUCACUUUUCAAUUUGGGUCCUCAGAUUGAACCUCUGGCAGCAUUAAUGCUAGAAGACAAUCUAACAGAGGAUGAAGUGGUUGAAUGCAAGCAGGUGAUUCUGUAUCUGAUGAACAUGGAAGCUCGAGGAGACCCUCUCCCAUCUCCCAUGGCAGGGCAGAGAGGGAAGGGAAUGAAACGAGAGGACCAGUAUAGGGCAGUGUGGGCAGAGCUUGAACAAUACCUCCAGCUCCAUCUUCAUACUCCAGCACAUGAAAAAGUUCUUGAAUGCCUGAUGGAAUGUCACAACAAAGCUGCAACCCCAGAAUACAAAGGAGAUGAGAAAGUUGACAUUGAUCAGGCACUGAAGGAAUUAGACGACUGUAACUAUGUUGCAGAUAGAGACAAGGCUGAGUUUGGGUCUGGUGGAGGAGGCAAACAUACAGCAGGGGACCUCUCUUUACCAGAUAGCAAGAGAAGAAGAACAAUUCCACCUCCUCUAGCACCCAUGGGCCGUAGCAGUGGAAUGAACCUCCUCACAUUAUGGGAGAAUAAAGUAUCAUCAGAAGAAUCACGUCGUUGCUUGGAAUUCCAGGGGAGACUUAAAUCUGAGGAUAAUGUCACUAAACUCUAUGUUAACCUACAAAAAGAUAAAGAUAAAGAGUAUAAAAGUGUAUUAGUUAUUAUAUUCUUUUAUAAAGUAUUCCAAUUAAGAAAAGCCUUCUUUGAUAUCAGAAUAGGUACUUCAUCUCAGAAGACCUCUGAUGUUAUUAAAGCUUCCUGUGUUCUUCCCACCUCGCUGACUGUGAUGCAGCAACAGUACAGUGCUGCAUUAAUCUUCCCAGAGGCCAUGCCAGAAAUGUUGGUGUUUGGCUACCCAGCUAGGGGUGUCGUAUGGGGGGGGGGCAAUUGCCCCCAGACUCUGAUUGCCCCCUCAAGGUCUGGCUUGCCCCCCUCACCCCCCAAGGAUUACACUCUCAUGAUUUUUUUGCCCAAAUACACCUCUAUAGCUCUGAACCUUUUCCUCCUGACAUUCUUCCUGAUACUUCACCAUCGUUCCUUGUUCCCUGGUCUCAUUCUCUGGAUUCUUCUCCUAUUCCCGCUCCCCCAAUUCCUUGCCUGUUGCUGCUGUGAAGGUCUUAGGAGAUGGAGACUGAGACCAAAUGCCAUGGAUCAACCCUUACCUUGGGUCUUAACCCUCGGCUCAAUUAAUUUUGCAGUACUCUUCACUCGACGCCUCUCCCUUUUCCACAAGACACCGUUCUUCUACUACCCUCACCUCUACAAAUCUUUUGGGUACUCUGACUUCACUGGCAAACCCAUCCCUGCCCGGCCUCAUCCCUCCCUCAAUACUUGUACCAGAACUACGACAAGAAUUGGUCAGAUUGUGGAGAAGACCUAUGCGCCUGCCUCGUGGGCUAUGAUGCAAUAUCAGUACAGUGGUUCACCACAUCCCCUAGAGACCGCCUAA